This is a messenger RNA of Cyphellophora attinorum, 645 nucleotides long. RefSeq names its product Type 1 phosphatases regulator YPI1. Bases 1 to 645 code for a protein of 214 amino acids. The transcript has a single exon. Gene Ontology annotation, cellular component: nucleus. The record is from RefSeq and is a predicted model, not a curated record. Lineage: Eukaryota; Fungi; Ascomycota; Eurotiomycetes; Chaetothyriales; Cyphellophoraceae. Gene Ontology annotation, molecular function: protein phosphatase 1 binding; protein serine/threonine phosphatase inhibitor activity.
AUGGCAACAAAUCCUCCACCACCCUCAAUCAUCCGCCGCCAACCGGGCCCCUCCAUAGCCACCCGCCAACAACAACACUCCUCCGACCGUGGGUCCGGCACCGCAACGCCUACGACAGGCUCCGCCACACAGACAAUCACCUCUACGCCUACCUCUCCGCGCAGCACUUCGCCGAGUGAAGGCCCACCCCUCGUUCUGCGUCUGCGCGGCGCACACGAUACUCUUCGACGACGUAGGCGAGGUCAACAACCGCAUGAGCAGGGUCAGGGUACUAUUAGAACGGGGAUAAGAUGGGCAGAAGAUGUGGUCGAUAACGAGGGGUUGGGGAGGAAGAGUAGCAAGGUGUGCUGUAUAUACCAUAAGGCACGGGCGGUGGGUGAGUCUAGUAGCGAGGAGGAUUCGAGUGAUAGUGACUCCGAUGCGAGCGGGAGUGAUAGUCCUGGUGAUGGGCCGAGGAUGGUUGGUGGAGCGAGGGGCCGCAAGAGCAGAAGAAAAGGGCAUAAGCACGAGCAUGGGGAUGACUGCGGAGAUGGUCAUGGCCAUGGACAUGGUAGUGGGAAGAAAAGGCCGAGUCCCAACGCGUAUGAAAGGAUGCCGAGGUAUGGCAAGGCGCAGAAGGACGAGGAGGGCGGUGGGAAGGCGUGA